Messenger RNA from Dufourea novaeangliae, 2881 nucleotides. RefSeq names its product serine-rich adhesin for platelets-like. The record is from RefSeq and is a predicted model, not a curated record. Lineage: Eukaryota; Metazoa; Arthropoda; Insecta; Hymenoptera; Halictidae. The transcript is spliced from 6 exons. Bases 832 to 2427 code for a protein of 531 amino acids.
UUCGUGAUAAAAUCUGUGAAUGCGUAUGAACGUGCAAAGGAGUAGAAAAGGUCCGUUAGCCUCGGUGAUUCGCGCGACGUCACGGUGCUCGUUAACCCGUUAAAAAUCGAGAAAGUGUGGAGCGACGAUUUGUACAGUGAUCUCUCGAUAAUCGAGUGUUACUUAAACGUAGCGUUCGUAACUGGAGCUUAUAGAUCACGGUAUUACGUAUCGAGAAACCGAGACGUUCGUUUGACGAUAUGCAACGAUAACGAAACUACAGACGAUAAUAGGACCAAACACCACACUGGAUACAACAUACCACCGACAGAUGAAUGGGUGACUGUUUAAAAAACUGUCGCGAAUCUCUAGUGACCAAGACGGUAGUGAACACGGGUUGAGACGGAAACGGAAACGGAAACGGAAUCGUAAACGAAGAAAAUGUGGCAGAAGCAAUAGAAUCAAUUCCGACGAAAAGGAUUCAUAAUGGUAAAAAAUCUGAUUUGCCAUGGACGAAGGAACAUCCCAAGAUGUAAGUACCUCGGUACAUGGUGGUAAACCCACGAGGAGCGAAAGGCGGUAAGGAAAGAGCGAAGAACACAGAGGAAGGGAGAGAGAGAGAGAUCUCGAAAUGAAAAUCGGAGGAUCGCGUGGCGAGUUUCGAAUGUAGUUAGUUGAAUGAGAGAUAGAAAGACUUGGAGGGCUUGUCCGGAUGGGAGUAGUUGCUAGAUCAUCGAUUCCUUUGGGCAGCUCGAGGUCGUGGCAACGAGUACGAGGAGAAAGAAAAGGACAAAGACUGUGUUCAUCUCGUUUGAACGUGGAAAAAUCGUGCGCGCAGUGGUUGGUCGAACGAUGGCGGCAACCACCGGCAGAUACGGUGGUAUGGAGAUGAGGCACUCUAGAAGCGAGGAUUUACUCGGCGUGAUAUCCGGCUCACGUUCCCCGAGUCCUAGCCUGCCUUUGACCAGCACCGCCUCCGAGGACGACUUGAUCGCGGCCAGCGCCCUCCACGAGGCUACCGACGCGAAACCACCACCGUGUUCGUUGUUGUCCUCGAGGGUCGGAAGACCAUCAGGUGUGCCUGCGGAUCGUAUCGAUCCUGAAGAUUCUAUUAGGGAUAUCGUCACAGAAAAUGAUCUUUACAGAUUCGUGUUGUUCAAGCGCCAUUACGACAAAUACGUUGCCCUGGCCGCGAAGUACGAGGAAGCAAAGGGUAUCGCGUACUACUUGGAAGAACGGUACCACGAAGUCAAGGCUGAGAGGGACAAGUUGGAGGAGACUCGACGGGUCCUAGAGAAGCGAAUGGAAGGCUGCGAAACCGACCUUCGCGGCAAAGAGGACGAACUGUUUCUGCAAUUAGAGCGAAGUCUCCGGCUGGAGGAAGAAGUGGAAAGAGCUAAAAGUGAACGGGACAGCUGCGUAGCGGCACGGGAUCGUCUGGAGAGGCAGCGUGAGGUGACUUUGCGUCGUCUACAGAUGCAACUGGCCCAGAACGAGAUUACGAGACAAACUCUGGAACGAGCUCGACAGGAUGUCGUCAGGCAGGCCACGGUGAUUCGCGCUGAACGGGAUGCUCUUGAGAGAGAGAAUGAAAUAUUGAGGGAAAAGUUACGCGUCGAGCAAGGGGAAUUAGGAGAAGAAAGACGCAGACGAGAAGAAGGCGUCGCAGCCCUGACUCGAGAAACGAUUACGCUGAGACACGCCGCGAGACAUCUACGUGCAGCGACUCUUCACGCCACGUCUUGCCGCCGCCGUCGGCGAUGCUCUGUUUGUUUGUACGCGCGCCGCACUUUUGCGGAGAUUGAUGAUUAUCGCGACGACGGCAAUCUUUUCAAGUGCCUUCAAGCGCCGCUGCAGGAUCUACGAACUUGGUUACGACCUAGCGCAACGCCAACAACAACAACAACAACAUCGUCGUCGCGUGGACAGAGGACCGGUUCGCCAUUGGCCGAUCGAGAAAUAAGCUUCAUCGAUGAUUCCAGCGUGGACAGUAGCGCCGGAGGGAGCAAUCGCAGCAGCAGUAGUACAACUAGCAGUAACAGUGUCUCGGACGACGAAGCGUAUCCCAGCACGCCGGUCGCUGAAAUAUCCCUAUCAUCGGCCAAUUCUAGCGCCCCACCUACGGCUCGAGCCUUCUCUUCCGGUUCAGGGGUCUCUUCGGAAAUCGGAGAUCGAAGAUCACGAUGUUACGACAACGGGGGUAGCAGCACCAACACCGGCACCAGCACCAGCACCAGCACCAGCACCAGCACCAGCACCAGCACCAGCACCAGCACCAGCACCAGCAGUGGUAAAAGCAGCAGAAAGAUCAGCGAAUCGUUGUGCUACAGCGAGCCAGACGAGCAAUGUACCACCGGAGGAUUCAAUCGGUCGAGAUGGACCUCGUCGUUCCGCAGGCUACUCGGACGGAAACCGAAGUGCAAGUCCACACUUGAUCGUUCCUCAUAAAGAAACGAAGACUGAGAAGCGCGCCAAGGCAUCGUGCACGAAACACGUAGUGCGAAAUCACCGUGAAAUCUAGUGCCCCCGCCCUUCGGUCGUCCUCGUCGUUAUAACUAUUAAAAUUAUCAGCUUUGACCGGUGAAACAUUCCCCACGAAUACCAUCAAAACGUUAGACACCAAUUCCAUAACUGCCAGCGUAUUGAUAUUAACGCGAUCGUAGAUAUCUUCCUAGUAGUAAUAUCGAUUCGAAAAUGCAUUAACGACCAGAAAUUUCGACCUACAGUUAAUCCAGAAACUUAUCCUCGCAAAUGAUCGAUCCCGAUCGUUGUACUAGUACUAUACUGUCCCCCUUAGGUAAUGCCCCUUGGCUAAUUGGUCGACCGUCAAGACUCGUUACUUUACGUAGGAAUUGAAUUUUAAACAAUUAUCAACGCUAUCGAUCGAUCGAUCGAUCGUCCA